This is a messenger RNA of Cynara cardunculus var. scolymus (artichoke), 683 nucleotides long. RefSeq names its product transcription elongation factor 1 homolog. The coding region runs from base 213 to 494 and encodes 93 amino acids. Gene Ontology annotation, molecular function: RNA polymerase II complex binding. NCBI's taxonomy places the organism in Eukaryota, Viridiplantae, Streptophyta, Magnoliopsida, Asterales, Asteraceae. The transcript is spliced from 6 exons. Gene Ontology annotation, cellular component: transcription elongation factor complex. Gene Ontology annotation, biological process: transcription elongation by RNA polymerase II. The record is from RefSeq and is a predicted model, not a curated record.
AAUGCAGAGGAUAAACGGAAACAAUUCUUUUACCCAAUUCCAACGCCAUGAUCAUCACAUUUUCGCAUCGUUUUCUCUCAUCAAGUUUCUCCGAUAUCAAAUUUUCGCGUUUCUAGGGCAAAAUUAUUCGUCCCUCAACUCCAGUUGAUUCGAUCAGAUUGAAGAUACGUUGGAUUGGUUUUCUUGAUCCCUCCUCGGAAGCCACCUGAACUAUGGGGAAGAGGAAGUCAAGAGCAAAGCCUCCUCCUAAGAAGCGGAUGGACAAACUCGACACUGUAUUUAGCUGUCCCUUCUGCAACCAUGGCACAAGUGUUGAAUGUCGCAUUGAUAUGAAGAACUUGAUUGGUGAGGCAUCUUGCAGGAUUUGUCAGGAGAACUUCAGCACUACCAUUACAGCUUUGACUGAGCCAAUAGACAUAUAUAGCGAAUGGAUUGAUGAAUGUGAGCGUGUUAACGCUCUUGACGAUGACGGGGUCCCUGUUGAAGAUGAUUAAAGAAAUCUGGUUCACUUAAGAGUAUGUAUGAAUAUCUCAUAUAUGGUUUGGUAUUUUCUGAACCUGAGACCUAAUUACUGCAUGCAACUCAAAAAACUUGAAUCUGUUAAAAUGACCUAAACAUGCAUGAUAAAACAACUUUGUAAAUAUAGCCUGUUUCUACCAAAAAGACCUUCUGUUUAUGUGAGA